UUCUCCGCCUAUGUCUUGCUCCCUACGUCACUGCUGCAGGCGGUGCGCGCUCUGUGAUUGUCUUGCUCGCGCGCGAGGUUGGAGAGGGCCGGGGUGAAGAUGGCGGCGCCCGUGAUGAGAGUGUCUGUGCCGCGGUGGGAGAGUGGGGCCCGGUAUGCAGUGUGUGUCAUAGGGAUUGUGCUGUCCAUCUACGCUUUCCACGUGGAGAGGGAAAAGGAGAGGGACCCUGGCUACCAGGCCGUAUGCGAUUUCAAUGAGUGGGUUCGCUGCUCCAACGUUUUAUCGUCCAGAUGGGGUCGGGGAUUUGGAAUGUUGGGUUCCAUCUUUGGAAAAGACAGUUUAAUAAAUCAGCCAAACGGUCUCUUUGGACUAAUUUUUUAUUUACUACAGAUGCUUCUCGGUAUGACCGUGAGCGCUGUAGCAGCUCUAGUACUUAUGACAUCCUCCAUUCUGUCAGUAGUGGGGUCCGUAUACCUGGCAUACAUCCUGUACUUUGUGCUAAAGGACUUCUGUGUUAUCUGUGUCACCACUUACUUGCUGAACUGUAUUCUCCUUAUCAUCAACUACAAACGACUAGUUUACUUGAAUGAAGCCUGGAAAAGGCAACUGCAGGAUAAACAAGAAUAAGAUGCCUAUUGAACUGAAUAACUUCUGGAAGACACUGCUUCCUUAACAUUAUUUUGCAGUACAUUUUUAUUGGUUUGGGACAGUUUUCAGGACAAAGAACAAUCUUAAUUUUUUUUUUUUUUUUAAUUCUGUUCGACUGAGCGGGCCCUGGAUGUUUGUCUUUAUUUGCUACAGCACCUUUCACUUGAAUCGGACAGGUGCAGAAGUGAUGGUAAUUUAAAUUAACAAUUGACAAGCUUUAAUUGUUCUUACCAAUGUGCUCUUUUUGAAAGACACAUUACUGAUCUUGCCAACAUUUGCUGGCUAUUGCUCCCUCCUAUUUCAACCCUCCUUGUUAUGUAUGUUUGUGUGUCAAACCUUUAAUGGACCUAUUUUUGUGGGUGGGGGACUCUUCAUCCUGUGAAUCACUUAUAUUGUUGAAAUACUAAUCAGAACCCUGUUUUUCUGGUACUUCACUGGCUUCAUAGAAAACAAAGAUUGCAAACAAUAUAUAAUACAUUUCCACUCAAGGUAAGCCUUGCAUUGUCCUUUAUGGCCUGUAUUUGCUAACCAUGGCAAGCUAAGUAAAUUGGUGGUGGUGUUAAGAUGCUUGAAUAAUGAAAGCUAUCCUUAAAAUUAAAAUAGCCAUGACUUAGACUGCAGCAGGUCCUAACUACUCUCUUGCAUUUGGUCUUUUCAUAUUCAUUUAGUCCACUUUAGUUUUUCAGUAUUUUCAUCCUAUUAUGCAGCUAUCUUGCUGCCCCAAGUGCUCUACUUGCUUUUCCUGGUUUCAAACCAUUUUAAGUUCUGUUCUAACAAUUUUGGGCAUUGAUUGGAAAAAACAGGUUUGUGGUUUUAUCAAAAGCAAAUUUCUUGUUCCAUUUGUACAAAUGUGUAUACAUGUUUUUCUUUUUUAAA
Molecule: messenger RNA, 1524 nt
Organism: Xenopus laevis (African clawed frog)
Lineage: Eukaryota; Metazoa; Chordata; Amphibia; Anura; Pipidae
Gene: vkorc1l1.S
Product: vitamin K epoxide reductase complex subunit 1 like 1 S homeolog
Exons: 3
Coding region: 100-627 (175 amino acids)
Biological process (GO): vitamin K metabolic process
Cellular component (GO): endoplasmic reticulum membrane
Molecular function (GO): vitamin-K-epoxide reductase (warfarin-sensitive) activity
Source: RefSeq, a predicted model, not a curated record